Messenger RNA from Larimichthys crocea (large yellow croaker), 3677 nucleotides. Its product is annotated as C-terminal-binding protein 2. The transcript has 10 exons. NCBI's taxonomy places the organism in Eukaryota, Metazoa, Chordata, Actinopteri, Sciaenidae. Gene Ontology annotation, molecular function: transcription coactivator activity; DNA-binding transcription factor binding; NAD binding. Bases 575 to 1924 code for a protein of 449 amino acids. Gene Ontology annotation, biological process: regulation of transcription by RNA polymerase II. The record is from RefSeq and is a predicted model, not a curated record. Gene Ontology annotation, cellular component: nucleus.
AGUGUGACUACAGCCAAAGAGAGAGGGGGGGAGACAGAGAGGGAGGGAGAGGGAGGAAAAAAAAAUAAAGCAGUGAAACAGUUAGACAGACACCUACUCGGCGUUUACGCUCGGCCGUAUUUUAAUAAACAAGGACGCACUGUAGCCCGGCUCUGUGUUAGGCUGUCACUCCUCUCUCUAUCUCCCUGUCUCUCUCUUUUCCAAAAGAAGGAGAAGAAGAAGGAGAAGAAGCCGCGUUUUCUUUUUAUAUAUUUGUAUUUUCUUGUAACGCAUUUCGGAGGAUUAAUAAUAAGGUGGUGGUGGUGGUGGUGGGAGAUCAAGAAUUACUCCCCAAGAUCUUCACAUGAAACAUUUCUUCCCGGAUGAUGCUGCCUCCGCCGACGUGUGCCUGAAGAAACAAAGUCGGCUUCUCAACUUGCGAUUUGACAUCAUUCACCCAGGUGUAUGUGCCAAGGCGGUAUGCCCCGGGGAAUAGUGCUGACAGUGCACUAGGAGUCUGAACCUUGUCAGUAUUUGUGGCUGAGGAGGAGAGGUGCCGUGCCGUGCCGUCCUGUGCCGUGCUGUGUUUGACGCCAUGUCCCUGACUGACAAACACAAAGUGAAGAGGCAGCGGCUGGACCGGAUCUGCGAAGGUAGGGUUACAUGUAUUCGGCCCCAAAUCAUGAACGGGCCAAUGCAUCCCCGCCCCCUGGUGGCGCUGCUCGAUGGGCGCGACUGUACCGUGGAGAUGCCCAUCCUGAAAGACUUGGCUACUGUUGCCUUCUGUGAUGCUCAGUCCACACAGGAGAUACACGAGAAGGUGCUCAACGAGGCAGUAGGAGCCAUGAUGUACCACACCAUCACCCUGACCAGAGAGGAUCUGGAAAAGUUCAAAGCUCUACGCAUCAUCAUCCGCAUCGGCAGCGGCUAUGACAACAUCGACAUCAAGGCUGCUGGAGAGCUGGGCAUCGCUGUGUGUAACAUUCCCUCGGCAGCUGUGGAGGAGACGGCAGACUCCACCCUGUGCCACAUCCUCAACCUUUACCGGCGAAACACCUGGCUCUACCAGGCUCUCCGGGAGGGCACGCGGGUCCAGAGCGUGGAGCAGAUCCGCGAGGUGGCGUCCGGCGCUGCCCGUAUCCGUGGCGAGACCCUGGGCCUGAUUGGCUUCGGUCGUUCAGGCCAGGCGGUGGCAGUUCGGGCCAAGGUUUUCGGCUUCAACGUCAUCUUCUAUGACCCCUACCUGCAGGACGGCCUGGAGCGCUCGCUGGGCGUCCAGCGCGUCUACACCCUGCAGGACCUGCUCUACCAGAGCGACUGCGUCUCCCUGCACUGCAACCUGAACGAACACAACCACCACCUCAUCAACGACUUCACCAUCAAACAGAUGCGUCAGGGUGCGUUCCUGGUCAACACCGCACGGGGAGGCCUGGUGGAUGAGAAGGCUCUGGCCCAGGCGUUGAAGGAGGGAAGGAUACGUGGAGCCGCUCUGGACGUUCACGAGGCGGAGCCCUUCACUUUUGCUCAGGGCCCACUGAAAGACGCUCCGAACCUGAUCUGCACACCACACACAGCCUGGUACAGUGAGCAGGCCUCUCUGGAGAUGAGGGAGGCAGCCGCCACCGAGAUUCGAAGAGCCAUCACCGGCCGUAUCCCGGACAGCCUAAGAAACUGCGUCAACAAGGAGUUCUUCGUCACCACGGCACCGUGGGCAGUAAUGGAUCAACCAGGCGUUCACCCUGAGCUCAACGGCGCCGCCUACAGAUACCCUCCGGGUGUAGUUGGAGUAGCUCCGGGCGGCAUUCCAGGGGCGUUAGAGGGCAUGGUGCCAGGCGGGGUGCCCAUCGCUCACACCCUGCCCUCUGGUACACACCCCUCCCAGGCCCCGUCACCCAACCAGCCCUCCAAACACGGCGAGACCAGAGAGCACCUCACCGAGCAAUAGCAGCAGAAGGGAUACAAACAGCGACAUCUCAUCCGACCCGUCGACACUUCAGAACCAACCGAUCACAAAACAACCGACCAACUGGGACCAAGAGACAGUGAAACAACACAACAAGCAGCUGCCUGUUAAAUCAGUCAGCAACUGGGAACAAAAGAAGUGUUCCGGGGGAAUUUGUACUUUUAACGUUUUAGUUUUUACUCUCUGUCUCUUUGGGCUCAGUACCGACUUUACUCUUUGAUGAUGAUGAUGAUGAUGUUUUUUUUUUUCUUCUUCUUCUUCUUCGGGACAUGCCUAUGAUUGUGGACACACACAGAGUCCAGUGUUUUUUUUUAGCGCUCCGGGAUUACCCGAUGAGACUCUGUCCCACUCCCACCCUGAUCCCCUCCAACAGCUCAGAGCUCAUGGGAAACGUAGGCCCACAUCUCAACCACACCUAUGGGCGAACAAGAGAAAAAAACUUUGGCAUCAUGUGCUACUGGACCUUAUCUCCCCCCCACCCCCCUUCCCCAACUCCCUCCUGAUCCCUCCCCCACCACCUCUCCUCCAACCUUCCUUAUGUAACUAAUGUGUGUUCUUUAGGCCCCCCCCUCAUUAUGCCUCAGAAGAGAAUUAUUAAUUUUGUUUUUUCUUUCAAUCUUUAGUGUGAAUGACUAAAAAUGGAUUAUUGACUUAUAUAUAUUUAUCAUUCGUCAAAUAAAAGGAAAAAGAUUGCUCAUCAGUUAUAGUAAUCUAGAGUGGGUUUUAACCCUUUCCUGGCAAUAACACAUAAAGCAUGAUGGCUGUCACAGUUGCAGGAUUUCACCACACGAGGGCACUUCUACACAGGGUGAGGGAUUUCCCUCUGUACCUGUGUCCAUUAAGAUCAUUAAGUUGCUCCAGUAUAUUUUGAGUGAUUAUUUUUGUAAGCUGUCAGCAGAAAACACUAAACACAACACUUUAUACACAGACUGUAGCUGAAUCGAGGUGACAUUGGUUUCAGGCGGAGCUGCAGCUGAUGUGUCAGUGCGACUGAGCUGUUGAAGAACGAAACCUUUUUUUUAAAAAUAAUCCUCGAAAUGAAAUAACGUCAAGUGGGACUGCAUCCGAUUCAUCUGCUGACAAACGGACAUUUCUGAUGACAGCCCAACGGACGGGCCGAGCUCAUCUUUGUGGCAGCGGCCUGCACAGAUCACAACUUCCUCCCACCUCCCUUCGGGUUCUUUGAGCACAUUUUUCCCCCCACUGAAGACAGGAAAGGGUUAAAGCAAACUUCAUUUCUUAAUGACUCAGGAAAACACUUUUUUGCAGAUAUUGUUUAUUCCCCAGAAUUUUGUCUUUGAGAAGAAAAAAAAAAAAGAUAAGACUAAUCUGGUUAGUCCGGAUAUUUUCUUUUCCUCCCUCAUCCUCUCCAUUGUGGUAUUUUUAUAUACAAGGCGCAUCCCACGUUUUUUGGUGUUAAAGAGUUUUGAAGAGUCCUGUUAGAUUUGUAUUGCCUAGUUAAAUGUUCCUAUAACCAUAGUCCUAUGUGAUCCACCCUCUCUCUUCUCUCCUUCUUAUAUUUUUUCUUUGUUCUAUUGAAGGCCAGGUUCUUUGGGGCAUCCUGUACUCUGUAAGAGCAAUAGCAGAAACUCCUACUUAGUGUCCCAACAAUAGCAGAAGAGGCAGCCAGCAGUAUGUUUUUGUUUUUAGUGUGAGUAUUUGUAUUUGUUUCUUGUACAAGGUGAACAUUUAGCAUUCAGUGCAGUUCAAAUAAAAGAUACGAUUCUGAGAACCA